CAUUGUAAAUAAGGCAACACAUAGAAUUCAUCCCCCCCCCCCCCCCCUCAAUUGUCCUCACAGACCUAUUUGAGAAUACAAGAACGUUCUGACGAUAGCCUAUCAGACAUAAAAAAGCGAACAGGGGAGGAUUCCUAUUAGAUUCAGGUUCCUUUCAGUUCCGUUCGUAGCCUCGCCGGGGAAUGAAUUGGUCCCUCCCUCCCGCCACCGCUGGCCGCUAUUUGUUUUUCGCUCACGAGUGUCACCAAUAUGUAUCCGCAGCUCCUAAUUCUGUUGUUGAAUUUGGAAGUGCCCACUGAUUCGUCGAAGUUGCCCAGGAAGCUGAAGCAGCAGCUGCGACGAUUUCCAUUGGAUGGUUGGUCUCAGGAGGAUCAGCUUUGGGUUGAUCAGAAAAGCCAGAAAAGGAAUUGGGGCUGGAGCCAUGUUCGAGCUUCGGGAAACUGUUUCUGUGCAAUCUGAUCAUUGUACAUUGUCAUAAAGAGGUAAGUUGUAAACUUGUAAUGCAAGCUGAUACGUUGUUGUCUGUAAUGUCUAAUCAGCAGUCAUGCUCGUGUUUGGGGAAUAAUCCUGAACAAAUUCUUCUCUUUUCUUCUUAUUUCAUUAAUCAAGAAAAUACAAUACCAAGAAAGGAAAAAAUGGUAAUAAAGAACAUACAAUUCAUCAAGAUUCAAAUCUUGCAUUAUAAGGAACAAACUGAAAUGGAAUGUUCAAAGCCACUGCAGGAAGAAAAAUUAAAUGUAAAG
Molecule: messenger RNA, 743 nt
Organism: Linum trigynum
Lineage: Eukaryota; Viridiplantae; Streptophyta; Magnoliopsida; Malpighiales; Linaceae
Source: the annotation of a GenBank genome assembly